ACAUUUAAAGAGGAGAGCCCAACAACAGCAAUCUGCUGAUCACAAACAUACACAACACACCAAACCAUAGCAGUAUGAGCUCAAAGGGUGGCACUGUCCUGUCCCGACGCAGCUAUCGCCUGGCAUCCGACACAGACAAACCCAAAGUCACAGGAAUUGUGAAUGAGAAGCUACUGAGCGACUAUCUGCACCAUGUGUUUCCUGCCUCCAGUAAGACGGGACCGGCAUCAGCGGCGCACAGGAAAACCCUGAUGUUCCAGGAUCUCGGAGCUCAUCUGGAGAAGCUGCUGGCUGAAGAUAAUGUCACUGAGGACAGCAGAGAUCAGAUAGAAGGCUGUCUUGGACCUUCAACUGUUGUCCUGGAUCACAGCAGUGGGUUUGAAGGGCUGUUAUUUGUUGACGAUGACCUUUUGGGGGUCAUCGGCCACAGUAACUUCAGCUCCAUCAGAGCCACCACUUGUGUUUACAAAGGGAAAUGGGUCUAUGAAGUUCUCAUCUCAUCUCAAGGCCUAAUGCAAAUCGGAUGGUGCACACUGAACUGCAGAUUCAACCAAGAGGAAGGGGUCGGGGACACGCCGGACUCGUACGCUUACGACGGAAACAGAGUUCGCAAAUGGAACGUGACGACCACCAACUACGGCAAGUCCUGGGCUGCUGGUGAUAUCGUCAGCUGUUUGAUAGAUUUGGAUGAGGGAACCAUUACGUUUUGUCUUAACGGACAGUCUCUUGGUGUUGCGUUCAGCAAUAUUAAGACGGGGCCAGGCGUCGCAUAUUUCCCUGCAAUCAGCCUUUCCUUCAAAGAGUCUGUAGCAUUCAAUUUCGGCAGCCGUCCUCUCAGGUACCCUGUGGAAGGUUACCUUCCUCUUCAAAGCCCACCAACCACUGACCUCAUCAAAGCCAACAGACUCCUGGGAUACCUCAAGACAGUCCUGUCCACCUCCAUCGACACACAGGAUGAAAAGCUUGUGGAGAGAGACAGCGGAGCCUGGCAGAUUCAAGGAGAUCCCACCAUCCUGGUCACCCUUGCACAUAUAUUCAACCACUUCGCACCUCUCAUGUGCAAAGUGUACUUAGUGGAGGAUGUGCUGAUGAACUUCCUGUUGAGUAUUUUGGAGGGGGGAGGAUCUGUCGAAGAGCAUCCUCUUAUACAACAGCUGCUGGACCUUUUCUGGCUUCUCAUGGAGGACCACGAGGUGAGCGAGUGUCUGAAGCAGCUGAUGAUGUCUCUGCUGAGAGCGUAUCGUUUCUCUCCCAUCAUCCCUGAUCUGGGCUUUCAGAUUCAUUACCUUCGUCUGACCACAGCGAUACUCCGGCAUGAGAAGUCCAGGAAGUACCUGCUCAGCAACGUCCUGUUUGACGUGCUCCGGUCUGUGGUCUUCUUCUACAUCAAGACCCCUCUGAGAGUGAAGGAGGCAGGGCUGGAGGAGCUCAUCCCGACCACCUGGUGGCCCACACGCUUCGACAAAGAGGGCAAAGAUGAGAGGGACACACGCGAGGAGACGGCCGAGGAGAGGUUGAGACGGCGAGCGUACGAGCGCGGCUGUCACAGACUGAAGAAGAGGAUUGAGGUUGUGGAGGAACUGCAGGUUCAGAUCCUGAGGUUAAUGCUGAACAACAAAGACAAGGGGAUGGGCGAAGCUUCUCGAUACAUUUUCCUGAACAAAUUCCGCAAGUUCCUUCAAGAGAACGCCAGCAAUAGAGGGAACCCCACAGUGUUGUGUCCUCCUGAAUACAUGGUGUGUUUCAUACACCGGCUCAUCACGGCCAUCAGGAGCUACUGGGAUGAAGGCAAGAGAAAAAGCCCAGGAUCCAUCAGCAGUGAAGAUGCGUACGUCCCCCCUCAGCUCUUCUACAACGGGAAGGUGGAUUACUUUGACCUGCAGCGUUUAGGAGGACUUCUCUCGCAUCUGAAGAAAACGCUCAAAGUCGAGGGAAGCCAUGGUAACGAUGGGCUGUUGCUGGGGCGACCGUUUGAAGAGCCGGACCAGCCAAUCACAGAGAAGUCGCUGCUGGAGAUUCUGGACGGGGUUGUGAUGAUGUACAAUCUGAGCGUUCAUCAGCAGCUCGGCAAGAUGGUGGUUGUAUCGGAUGAUGUUCACGAGUACGCCGUCGCCCUAAAAGACACGGACGAGAAGAUCGCCCGAUGCCCGAGCAGAAGGCCGGAUAUUUUAGAAGAGUUGCAGAAGACCCAAAAAGUGUUUGCUGAAAAGCUGAACCACCUGAGUCGUAGGCUGGCCUGGAUCAAUGCCACCAUCUACUCCAAGGAGAAGAUGCUGGAUGUGUACUGGCUCCUGCAGGUGUGUAUCCGCACCAUCGAGCAUGCGGACAGCACAGGCUCCCUGUUCGCAUUCAUGCCCGAAUUCUACCUCAACGUGGCCAUGAACAGCUACAGCGCCCUCAAAAACUACUUCAGCCCCUCCAACUGCAUGGAGGAGCUUCCAGGUUACGAGGACACACUCGCUCAGCUCGCAGCCAUUCUCGCCAAACACUUUGCUGAUCCGCGCAUCGUUGGCACCGAUAUCAAAGAUUCACUGAUGCAGGCUUUAGCCAGUUACGUGUGUUACCCACAAUCCCUGCAUGCCGUCGAGAGGAUCCCAGAAGAACAGCGGAUGGCUAUGAUGAGGAACUUACUGGCUCCAUAUGAACAGAGACCUUGGGCUCAAACUAACUGGAUCCUGGUUCGGCUUUGGAGGGGUUGUGGCUUUGGCUACAGGUACACACGUCUGCCUCAUCUGCUGAAGACCAAACCGGAGGACGCAAACCUGCCCAGCCUGCAAAAGCCCUGUCCAUCACUACUGCUGCAGAGACAUAUGGCUGAACUCCUUAGUCAAGAUAAAGACAUGGCUGCCAGUUUCCUCAAUAGCGUCUUAAACCAGCUCAAUUGGGCCUUCUCCGAAUUCAUCGGCAUGAUACAGGAGAUCCAACAGGCAGCUGAGCGGCCUGAGAGGAAUUUCGUGGACACGCGGCAGUUAAAAGUGUGCGCGACCUGUUUUGACCUGUCUGUCAGUCUGUUACGGGUCCUGGAGAUGACCAUCACUCUAGUGCCGGAAAUAUUCCUGGACUGGACCCGCCCCUCCGCCGAGCUGCUGCUACGCCGAUUGGCUCAGCUCCUGAACCAGGUGUUAAAUCGAGUCACGGCAGAAAGAAACCUCUUUGACAGGGUGGUCAACUUGCGCCUCCCAGGCCUGGAGAGUGUCGAUCACUACCCCAUCCUAGUGGCUGUUACAGGGAUAUUGGUGCGCAUUCUGGUCGACUCCGAUAAACAAGGGACCUCAAGGGCUGCAUCUGUGCUGCUGUCGGAUCCUUGCUUCCAGCUUCGCUCCAUCCAGUACCUGCUCGGAGAAGGAGAUGCCGGAGAUGCCGGAGCCGCCAGUGCCGACCGCAAACACUUCUCUCUGCACACAUAUACGGACUACAUCAGCACGGAGGAAGAGCAGAAGGUAGAACAGAUGCUAACUUUCCUGACGGAGGAGUCCAAGCAGGCAGCUGCCAGCACAGCGCCGACCAGCGAGGACGAUCUCUGCCCGAUCUGCUAUGCACACUCCAUAUCAGCCAUCUUCAAGCCCUGCUCCCACAAAUCCUGCAAGGCCUGUAUCAAUCAGCACUUAAUGAAUAACAAGGACUGCUUCUUCUGCAAGGCCACUAUCACUGGAGUGGAUGAUUACACCAAACCAGCCAGCUCUUAGUGUGCCCUUUACACACACACACACACACACACAUUUGGUGUUCAAAAUUCCACAUUAUGUACACUUUCCCCAAAGACUUCACUU
This is a messenger RNA of Sinocyclocheilus grahami, 3770 nucleotides long. It is a transcript of the gene rnf123, whose product is annotated as ring finger protein 123. The coding region runs from base 75 to 3686 and encodes 1203 amino acids. Gene Ontology annotation, molecular function: ubiquitin-protein transferase activity; protein binding. The transcript is spliced from 37 exons. The record is from RefSeq and is a predicted model, not a curated record. Lineage: Eukaryota; Metazoa; Chordata; Actinopteri; Cypriniformes; Cyprinidae. Gene Ontology annotation, cellular component: cytoplasm.